Molecule: messenger RNA, 581 nt
Organism: Oreochromis aureus
Lineage: Eukaryota; Metazoa; Chordata; Actinopteri; Cichliformes; Cichlidae
Gene: med9
Product: mediator complex subunit 9
Exons: 2
Coding region: 55-354 (99 amino acids)
Biological process (GO): regulation of transcription by RNA polymerase II
Cellular component (GO): mediator complex
Molecular function (GO): transcription coregulator activity
Source: RefSeq, a predicted model, not a curated record
CAUCAGGUUUGUGCCUGACGUAAACAAUCUGCGUCGGGAAGCUGGGGAAGAGCGAUGGCGACAGCUCAGGCGAAGCUCGACAAAGAGAGCGAUGACUGCUCUCUGCUGCCUUUAGUUCAUGAUAUUAUUAAAUGCAUGGACAAAGACAACCAGGAUGUCCUCCAAGAACUUGGUAAACUAAAGGCAAAGAUCCAGGAGGCUCGGGAGCAGAUCUCCAACAUGCCGGGGAUAGACAGCAGUCCGCUGGAGCAGCAGCAGCAGCUGGCCACGCUGCGGGAACAGGUCCGCACGAAGAACCAGCUGCUGCAGAAAUAUAAAAGUCUCUGCAUGUUUGAUGUGCCCAAAGCAUCAUGAUACUAAAAGACUUUGCAUGCACGCAGUAUGGAGGAAGCGAUUGGAGGUGGCGUGAUUCAGGAACACCGGAUGGACAUUGAAAUAAUAACCGUCUUUUCUUCAAUUGUGUCGGACUGCAACAUGUUUUUGAACUUGUCUUUGUUAUUUGUGUUAUCACAGUGCAAAUUUGUUUAUAUGAUAUUUGUAUUAAAUUGGGAUUUUCACUUUUUUGAAUCCCAUGAUAUUGA